Suillus discolor is the source of this 651-nucleotide messenger RNA. RefSeq lists its product as uncharacterized. NCBI's taxonomy places the organism in Eukaryota, Fungi, Basidiomycota, Agaricomycetes, Boletales, Suillaceae. The record is from RefSeq and is a predicted model, not a curated record. Bases 1 to 651 code for a protein of 216 amino acids. The transcript has 3 exons.
AUGGCAGUGCAUAAAUCCCUUGGUUUUUCUGACUCUUCUAACGUUGUGACCCACUCAACAGUGACCUCCGGCACUAAUAGCUGUGUGCCUGCGGCGUCCAUUGUCGGUCCUUCCAGUGGUGAUUCUAUAGCAGCACUGUUCACACAAUUGAACAUCAGCAGCAACAAUGCUGCCUCAUUAACCUCUGUCCUGCAGGGGGUCAUACAGAACACAGUCGUUGCCGCUAUUCAGGAAGUGGCUACUGCUGCUCAAGGAGUCACUAUUGCAGCUCCUGCUGCUACCAUUCCACCUGUGGCCACUGCACCAUCUGUCAUCACUCCUCAUACCAUUCUGCUCAUGGCCACCACACUGGCAACUACUGCAAUCGCUUCCACCCCACCACUGGUUACCGCACCCCCGGUUGUUACUGCUGCAACUUACACGCGGACUCAUCACAGGGUGAUAUACAUCAUUCCUGAGCCCAAUUCUGUCAGUCCUUUCUACUGGAUCAGCCAUGGGCGUCGCAUUGGUGUUGUUGCAACUUGGCAACAGACAUCUAGUUAUGUGCCUGGGGUGAGCCGUUCAUCCUAUUCCAGAGUUCGCACUGUUGCUCAGGGGAUUAGAUUGAUUGAGGAAGCAAUUGACCGCAGGGAUACCGAAGUAAUCGAAUGA